UUUACGGGAGUGUUGCGCGGGGGUGCCGGGCGCUCCGAGAUGGCGUCGCCCUUCAGCGGGGCGCUGCAAUUGACGGACCUGGACGACUAUAUCGGUCCCUCGCAGGAUUGCAUAAAACCCAUCAAGGUUGAUAAGAAGCCUGGGCAAGGAGCAGCCAAGAUCCGCAUUGAAGAUGACGGGACUUAUGUUCAGAUCAAUCAGGAUGGAGCAUCACAAAAACUCGAGAAGGCCAAAAUUACUCUGAAUGAUUGCUUGGCUUGUAGUGGCUGCAUCACAUCGGCUGAGAGUAUCUUAAUCACUCAGCAGAGCCAUGAAGAAUUCUCCAGAGCGUUAGACACCAAGAUGUCCUCAGGUUCUGCUCAGAAGAAGUUGGUCGUCGUGUCGGUGUCUCCACAGUCCAGAGCUUCACUUGCUGCAAGAUUUAAACUGACUCCAUUAGACACGGCUAAGAAAUUGACGGCGUUCUUGAAAGGGUUAGGGGUGGACUUCGUCUUCGACACGACAUUCUCGCGGAGCUUCAGCCUGCUCGAGAGCCAGCGCGAGUUUGUGAGGCGCUUUCGGAGGCAGGCGCAGGAUAAGCAGGCCUUGCCUAUGUUGGCAGCCGCCUGCCCAGGCUGGAUCUGCUAUGCUGAGAAAACCCACGGGAGCUUCAUCAUUCCACACCUCAGCACGGCCAAGUCACCCCAGCAGGUUAUGGGGUCCCUCGUCAAGGGCCACUUUGCCAGGCAGCACCAUGUGACGCCUGACCAGAUUUACCACGCGACCAUAAUGCCUUGUUACGACAAAAAGCUAGAGGCUUCCAGGCCAGAUUUCUUCCUCCAGGCACACCAGACACGGGAGGUGGACUGCGUGAUCACCACAGGAGAGGUACUGAAGCUGCUGGACAAGAAGGGUGCUUCCCUUUCUGAAGUGGAUCCUGCCCCUUUGGACAGCAUGUUCGGCAGCCUUCCUGCAGAGCAGCUGGCGGGGCAUUCUGGGGGAGGUUCUGGGGGCUACCUGGAGCACACCUAUAGGUAUGCGGCGAGGGAGCUCUUUGGCGUGCAGGUGGAGCAGCUGCAGUACAAGGCGCUCAGAAACAAGGAUUUUCAGGAAGUGAUGCUGGAGAAGGAUGGGGAAACAGUCUUGCAUUUCGCUUUGGCAUAUGGAUUUCGGAACAUUCAGAACUUAGUGCAAAAACUGAAGCGGGGGAAACUGCCAUAUCACUACGUCGAGGUGAUGGCCUGUCCUUCAGGGUGCCUAAAUGGAGGAGGCCAGAUCAAGGCUGAAGGGGAACCUGCUAAGGAUCUGCUCCAGCGGGUGGAGCAGCUGUAUGAAUCCGUCCUGCCUGAAAACCCCGAGACGAGCAGGGCCACGGCAGAGCUUUACCAGCAGUGGCUGAACGGCCCCACCUCCGAGCAGGCGCGAGAAGCGCUGCACACACGGUACCACGCGGUGGAGAGGAUCGGCACGGGUCUGAGCAUCAAGUGGUGACCAGGGGCCAGUGCGGCUUGGAGCCAAAGGUGCUGAGGUGCCUCCAGCCCAGUCGUGUUUUUACACUUACAACUUUUAAAGGAGAGAACUUUUAUACUUCGCAAAUCUGUUGCAAACACACAUUCGUACCAAAGAUCUGAAUAAAAAUGAUUGCGAGCUGUC
This is a messenger RNA of Varanus komodoensis (Komodo dragon), 1632 nucleotides long. It is a transcript of the gene CIAO3, whose product is annotated as cytosolic iron-sulfur assembly component 3. The transcript is spliced from 11 exons. Gene Ontology annotation, biological process: iron-sulfur cluster assembly. Gene Ontology annotation, cellular component: cytosolic [4Fe-4S] assembly targeting complex. Lineage: Eukaryota; Metazoa; Chordata; Lepidosauria; Squamata; Varanidae. The record is from RefSeq and is a predicted model, not a curated record. Gene Ontology annotation, molecular function: 4 iron, 4 sulfur cluster binding. The coding region runs from base 40 to 1470 and encodes 476 amino acids.